AUGGAGCCGCUACACCUUGUUCUCAUCCCCCGCCAGGCGAGCGUAAACCAAAGCAACGAUCAAAACAUCGGCUCUGCCAGGGGAGAAGACUCCCCGUCCUUGUCUGGUCUCAUAUCAACUCUCGUCCCGACUCUGCUCAUCGCCAUCGCCUAUUUCGUCAUCUUUAUUCUUCUACGAACUCGAUUCCCACGCCAAUACGCCCCACGAACUUAUCUGGGUUCGUUGAGACCUCAAGAGCGAACUCCCGCUGCUCCAACCACCCUAUUCGGAUGGAUUCCAUUCAUGAGAAAGAUCCCUGACGAGUAUGUUCUUCAACACAACUCGCUUGAUGGCUAUUUCCUUCUUCGAUAUCUCAAAUUAUCAAUCGUCAUCUGUUUCGUUGGUUGCUGCCUCACCUGGCCCAUUCUAUUUCCUGUCAAUGCCACCGGGGGUGGUGGCCAGCAACAACUCAACAUCUUGAGCUUUGCCAAUAUUGAGGACAAAAAUCGCUAUUACGCCCAUACCUUUGUUGCCUGGAUCUACAUCGGCUUCAUCUUCUUCUUGGUCACCAGAGAGUCCAUAUACUACAUCAAUCUUCGCCAAGCCUACCUACUCUCACCACUCUACGCCUCCCGUAUUUCUUCCCGUACCGUCUUGUUUCAAGCGGUUCCCAUCGAGUACGCCAAUGAGACCCGAAUCCGUCGCCUUUUCGGUGACGAGCUCAAGAAUGUCUGGAUCGCCUCGGAGGCGAAGAAGCUGGAAGACAUGGUCGACGAGAGGAUGAAGAUUUGCCUCAAGCUUGAAGGUGCCGAAACCAAACUCAUCAUGCUAGCAAACGAUGCACGCUUGAAGUCUAUCAAGGGGAACCCUGGCCAAGAAGCCCCCGAGACCAAUAUGGACGCGGAAGAUGACUACAGUGCUGAUUCUGGAUCUGCUGCGGCGCGGUGGGUUCGACCUAGCGACCGGCCUACCCAUCGCUUGAAGCCAGUGAUUGGCAAGAAGGUAGACACGAUCAAUUGGUGUCGAGAGGAAAUCGCUCGCUUAAAUCCACUGAUUGACGCCGACCAGGUCCAAUAUCGUGCUGGAGAAGCCAGCCCAAGAAAUGCAGUUUUUGUCGAAUUCUGGAACCAAACUCAGGCUCAAGCUGCAUUUCAGAUGGUAGCUCAUCACCAACCACUACAUAUGGCUCCACGGGUGGUCGGUCUGAGCCCUGACGAGGUGGUGUGGAGAAACCUAGGCAUUACUUGGAGGACACUCGCAAUCCGAAACAUCUUCUCAAUUGCGUUCGUGGUCGCAAUGAUCAUCUUCUGGUCCAUACCGGUCGCUUUUGUGGGUUCUAUAUCACAGAUAUCCUACCUAACUCAAGUUGCCCCUUUCCUCUCGUUCAUCAACGACUGCCCGCAAGUCAUCCUAGGAGUCAUCACAAAUCUAUUACCAGUCAUCAUGUUGUCAAUCCUAAUGUCGCUCGUGCCUGUGGUAAUGAGGAUUAUGGGCAAGAUUGCAGGCAAACCAACUCUCAGCUUGGUGGAAUUACGUUGUCACGAAUCCUUCUUCUGGUUUCAGAUCAUUCAAGUUUUCCUGGUCACCACCCUUACGUCCGCAGCUAGUGCUGCUGUUCCACAGAUCAUUGACAAUCCAGCGUCUUUAACCACGCUACUAGCCCAAAAUAUUCCUUUGGCAUCCAAUUUCUACAUCUCGUACUUCAUCCUCCAGGGGUUGACGUUCUCAUCCGGUCAACUUCUGCGCAUCGUUGGACUCAUCAUCUUCAAUGCUCUUUCAAAAAUACUUGACAAGACACCUCGGAAAAUGUACAAUCGAUGGAGCAGCUUGUCGUCUGUCGGGUGGGGAAGUGUGUUUCCGUUGAUCGAAUUGAUGACUGUGAUUUCCAUCACAUAUGCUCCAAUUGCACCACUCAUGCUAGGAUUUGCUACGUGUGGCCUUUCUCUUUUCUACUUUGCUUACCGAUACAAUCUCCUAUUUGUUGACAGUUCUGUUAUCGACACCAAAGGACUGGUCUAUGCAAAGGCACUUCAACAUACCUUGGUUGGCUGUUACCUCGCCACAAUAUGUCUCAUAGGAUUGUUCGGUAUUCGCGCUGCACCUGGACCGCUCAUUCUCAUGGUUAUAUUACUGGUCGUCAUGGUUCUGUAUCACAUCUCGUUGUCCUCGGCCAUUCAACCUCUACUGCAUUACCUACCACGAUCCUUGGAAUCUGAGGAGGCCGCCCUACUCGAAGCAGAAGAUGGCACACUUGACUCGAAUGCACCAGGAGGUUCGAGUCCUGGUGCCCGCCAUGAAAAGAACGCAGCAGAGGAAUUGAAGCAGACAAAGAAGACGAUUGGACCGGAGGGUAAUACAAAAAUUGGCAUGUUUAAAAAGUUCCUUCGACCAGAUAUUUACUGCUCCUACGCUCAACUCCGCAAAUUGGUUCCACAGGAUUUUGCUGAGAUUAGAUACAGCGCCGAGGUUCAAAGGGAUGCAUACCAGCAUCCAGCGGUCAAUGCUACUGCACCUCUACUCUGGGUUCCUCAUGACCAAAUGGGAGUGUCAAGACAGGAAUGUUUCCACACGAACAAGGUUACCCCCAUGACCGACGAAGGUGCUUACCUCAACGAGAAGGGCAAGAUUGUCUGGAAUGAGGAAGAAACCGAAACACGACCUCCUAUUUUCGAAGAGAAAAUCUACUACUGA
Exophiala bonariae is the source of this 2670-nucleotide messenger RNA. RefSeq lists its product as uncharacterized. The transcript has 3 exons. Lineage: Eukaryota; Fungi; Ascomycota; Eurotiomycetes; Chaetothyriales; Herpotrichiellaceae. Gene Ontology annotation, cellular component: plasma membrane. Gene Ontology annotation, molecular function: calcium-activated cation channel activity. The coding region runs from base 1 to 2670 and encodes 889 amino acids. The record is from RefSeq and is a predicted model, not a curated record.